Penicillium cataractarum is the source of this 1038-nucleotide messenger RNA. RefSeq names its product intradiol ring-cleavage dioxygenase. The transcript has a single exon. NCBI's taxonomy places the organism in Eukaryota, Fungi, Ascomycota, Eurotiomycetes, Eurotiales, Aspergillaceae. Gene Ontology annotation, molecular function: ferric iron binding; oxidoreductase activity, acting on single donors with incorporation of molecular oxygen, incorporation of two atoms of oxygen. Bases 1 to 1038 code for a protein of 345 amino acids. The record is from RefSeq and is a predicted model, not a curated record.
AUGAUUUUCGCGAAAGCCACAGUUCUCGCCCUGAGUGGCCUGUCUUUGGCUCACCCCGGCGUCCAUGAGCCCAAUUCCUACUCUUCCAUGGCCAAGCGCCAUUUCCUGCACGAUGCUCGUCGGUCCUUGGACCUAUGUGCUGAUCACCUCGAGAAACGUGGUGUGAAUGAGCGUGCUCAGGCUCGUCGUGCUGCAAUCAUCGAGGCAAACAAGAGACAUUAUUUCUUCCCCAGGGACACGGAGACAACUGUCAACAAGACCCAUCACUCGUCCCUGAAGGUGUCUCCAAACACACCCGAGUCGGAACUUUUCUCCAAAAACCCUGUGUGCAUCCUUGCUCCCGAAGGAGAGGUUGGUCCCUUCUGGGUCAAAGGCGAGUUGAUUCGCUCCGAUGUUCGUGACGGCGAGCCCGGUAUCCCGAUUAUACUCGAUGGCCAGUUCAUUGACAUCAACACUUGCGAGCCUAUCAAAGAUCUGUACUGGGAUGUUUGGAAUUGCAACUCCACAGGCGUCUAUUCUGGUGUUCAGAGUGAUAGCAAUGGCAACGGUGAUGAUGCUUCGAACCUCGACAAGACAUUCCUGCGUGGUAUCCAAAAGACAGACUCCGACGGUGUUGCUCAGUUCAAGACUAUAUUCCCUGGUCAUUACUCUGGCCGUGCUACUCACGUUCACGUUAUUGCCCAUACCGAUGCCCAUGUCUUGCCCAAUAACACCCUGACUGGAGGUCACGUCUCACAUGUUGGCCAGCUCUUUUUCGAUCAGGAUCUGAUUACUAUGGUCGAAGCCACCUACCCGUAUAACACUAGUACAGUGGAUAUCACCAAGAACAUUGACGACCACGUCGUCCAAGUCGAGACGGCAGAUUCGACUUCUGACCCGUUCUUCGAGUACGCUCUCCUUGGAGAUUCCAUUGAAGAUGGUAUCUUCGGCUGGGUUACCCUCGGCAUUAACACGACUGCCAGCCACGACUCGGAUGUUUCUUAUGCAGCUUUCUUGACCAAGAAUGGUGGUGUCAAGAAUGGAGAUAGCUCCUUCUAG